This is a messenger RNA of Hemibagrus wyckioides, 1926 nucleotides long. Its product is annotated as zinc finger protein 501-like. Gene Ontology annotation, molecular function: DNA-binding transcription factor activity; RNA polymerase II cis-regulatory region sequence-specific DNA binding. The record is from RefSeq and is a predicted model, not a curated record. Bases 232 to 1473 code for a protein of 413 amino acids. Lineage: Eukaryota; Metazoa; Chordata; Actinopteri; Siluriformes; Bagridae. The transcript has 2 exons. Gene Ontology annotation, biological process: regulation of transcription by RNA polymerase II.
GUGACUUUAUUGAGCAUUCAUUAGGCACUUAAUCCUGAAAAGAGCUGCGUUUGUUGUGUCGGGGGAGAAGACUGUUAUUUAGCACUACUGUGUGUGGCAUUUCUGGGUUGUACAGCAGAGCCAGCUAAUCAUGUGUGUACUGUACAGCAGGAGUGAAAUCAGCUCUGUGACAGAAGCUCAUCGGCGUCUCUGAGGUGUUUCUCUACGUUUCUCCUAACCCUAACCCUAGAAAUGAACAACACUUCACCACAAGUCUUCUCCUGCACCUGGUGUUCACUUUGCUAUACCAGUAAAAUUUAUCUCCACAAACACAUGAAGAGAUGUCACUAUGAGGAAUAUGCAAGACUGCAGAAAACAGGAGCCAAGAAUCAUGGGAAAGCCAAAAGACGCUCCAGUAAGUCCUCAAGUGGACUCAGCUCUAAGACCUCACAUGGACAGAGGAGUGAAGUCCAUCACUGCUCAGAAUGCGGGAAGAAUUUUAAGCUACGAAGUUAUCUUAAGCAGCACCAGCUCAUUCACACGGGAGAAAAACCGCAUCAGUGCUCGCAGUGUGGUAAGGGUUUUACCCGCCAAACUCAUCUGAAACUACACCAGCGCAUCCACACCGGAGAGAAGCCAUACCGCUGCUCAUGGUGUGGGAGGAGUUUCACAGAUCAGAGCGCUGCCCAGCGACACGAGCGCACCCACACCGGAGAGAAGCCGUAUCACUGCUCAGAGUGUGGGAGGAACUUUACUCGACAGAGUAAUCUGCAACGACAUCAGCGCAUCCACACGGGGAAGAAGCCGUAUCCCUGCUCUUACUGUGGCAAGAGUUUCACUGACCAGACCCUGCUCCGAGCACACCGACGGAUUCACACAGGGGUCAGACCGUAUCCUUGUCUGCAGUGCGGCUUGUCUUUCGGUCAUCAGGGCACUCUCAAACAACACCAGCGUGUCCACACGGGGGAAAAGCCCUACUCCUGUUCACAGUGUGGGAAGAGCUUUGCUCAAAAAGGUCACCUUAAUCUCCACCUGCGCAUCCACACCAGAGAGAAACCGUACCAGUGCUUGGAGUGCGGGAAGAACUUCAACCAGAGGAGUACUCUCAAAAGACACAAGCUCAUUCACGAAGGAGAAAAGCCGUACAUCUGCUCACAGUGUGGGAGGAGUUUCACUCAACAGACUUCUCUCCAGCUUCACCACCGCAUACACACCGGUGAGAAGCCCUAUCACUGCUCCAAGUGCGACAAGAGGUUUGCUCACCAGAGCACUUUCAGUAUACACCAGCGCAGUCACACGGGUCAGAAGCCAUACUUCUGCUCCCAGUGUGGGAACAGCUUUAUCAGCCAGGGUAACCUCCAACGCCACCAACGCAUCCACACGGGAGAGAAACCGUAUCAGUGCUCGCAGUGUGGGCGGAGUUUUACUCAACGCCGGCAUCUCAGAUACCACCAGCUCAGGCACACAGGAGACAAAUCACACCAGUGCACAUAGGAAACCUUUAUUGAGAACAUCAUUCUCCAUCACCACAACAACCAUGUCAAAUACAAUCAAUACAAAUAUUUAUUUAUUUUAUCCAUCUACUCAGAAUAGAUGAUGAAAGGAGAUGAAAUGAAUAUGAGCUCAUAGUGCAGAUGUUCAGCUUUAUUCAUACACCUCACUCUCAUCAAAGCUCCAGGAGAACAUUUACAUUAUCCAACUUACAUUUUUAUCUAGUUUUAUGCAGUUUUCUCCUCAGCGUUACUUCCUGUAUCAUCAUCUCCAGCAUGCUUGGGUACCUGGGAUGAACGUCUACACGAGGAACCUGAGGAUCAUAAAGAAUCCAACAAUAAUAGAAAUUCUCUAGAGAGAUGUGUUGGGUUAAUAAACCCCAAGGUCUUUAAUUGAACUCUGUAAACUGGUCAUUAAUUAAAUUAAUUAAUUUUCACUAUAAUUUUUUUUUUAAAU